This is a messenger RNA of Carassius gibelio (silver crucian carp), 801 nucleotides long. Its product is annotated as C-X-C motif chemokine 11-6-like. The transcript is spliced from 4 exons. Gene Ontology annotation, cellular component: extracellular region. Bases 245 to 478 code for a protein of 77 amino acids. Gene Ontology annotation, molecular function: chemokine activity. Lineage: Eukaryota; Metazoa; Chordata; Actinopteri; Cypriniformes; Cyprinidae. Gene Ontology annotation, biological process: immune response. The record is from RefSeq and is a predicted model, not a curated record.
ACACCAACUUCCAAAAUUGCUGUAAAACUAAUUAUAAUUCUUUCUCAUUGGCCAGGAUAUUCUUUGCACUAAACGACACGAGACAAGUCAGGGCAUUUCAAAGAAAUGGGAAAUCAAAACUGCUGUGCUUGUGAAACUGAAACUGGGAACUGAGUCCACACUGUAAAUACAUGAUCUUCUGAGCUAAUACUGUUGCUCAACUAGCAAUAACAGUCUUAGACAAUCGUCAAAACUUAAAAAAACAAUGAAGACUACAGCAGUUUUUGUUUUUCUUUCCUGUCUGCUUCCAAUGGAAGUACAAGGGCACAAGUUUCCCAAAGUCAGGUGCAUCUGUGCUGACAAAGGAGUGAAUGGAGUGAAUGGGAGACAGGAGAUUAUUGUCAAUCUGAAGAGCACAGAACGGAAAUGCUUGAAUCCAGAGUCUAAAUUCACACAGAAUUUAAUCAAGAGGGUUCUUGAAAAGAUGGCCCGGCAGUAGAUGCUUAGUGCAAGACUGGAUUAGUUGCUGUGUUAUAAUGCCAAUGAAGAACAUCCUCAGACGCAAUAUGACCUCUAGCUGACAGUUUGCAUAUUGCAUGAGUUUCUCUAGAACACAUAUUUAGUUUAAACUGUAAAUAUUUUCUGCUUGAUAAUUUAUGCAACCGAUUGUGAUAUAGUAAUUGUAAAUUUCAAAUGAUAAAAUUAUAAAAACAAAUUUAAAUAUAUAUUUAAUUUUGUAUCUAAUUUUACUUUCAUGUUCAUAAAACAAAUAAACACUGUUAUUGCUGUUGUACAGUCCACUUAUGGUGUUUAUAAUUUCAU